AAAACGUAGAAAAUACAAGGCUGGAAAUCGUCACACAAGUGUUUCUGUCGUUGUAGCCCGCAGAUUGACAAAUUUUGCUAUGAGAAAUAAAAAUUUGAUAGUUGAAAUUGCUCCCAGCUCAAUUUAACACCACCCCCGGAAACCUUUGGAAGCGUGCGGCAGUCGAAGAUCCCUCCGAAAACAUGGCCCAGUUGAAGAAGUUGCACAUGAGCUCCAAUCUCGAGGGCCUGGAGAAGAUGACUAGUAUUCCCGAUCUGCGCAACAGAAAUAUGAAAAUGCUACUUAACACCGCCAGGAAACUGUACGUCACUGCAGAGGAGUAUCGUCUAGAAGGCGACGAAGAGUUGGCCUACAUCACCUAUAUGAAGUACUUUAACAUGUUAUCCGCCAUCCGCAAAAAGUCAGACUAUGUCAACCACAAGUCCACUGUGCGUCAAAUGCUGGGCGACACCGACGCCAAUCGUCGCAUUAUGGACUCUUUGGAGUUGAUAAGCAACUCUCUGGCGCGGCGCUACGCACUGCUGGGAAAACCUUCGACGGUGGAACCAAUCGCCAAUUUCGUCAAUGGUCGGACAGUGGUUGAAUCAACCACUAAAAACGUUUCCUCCCAGCCAGCGGAUUUUUCCCGCUUGGGGCUGAUUAGCUGCCAGGAGCUGUACCGGCGCAUGCAAGAGAAAACGGUUCUGGUCAUGGACUGUCGUUCCAGUUCCGACUAUGAGAUCUCGCACCUCACGUACUACUGCGCGUUCAAUGUGCCCGAUGAACUAAUAGUGGCUGGAAUGUCGGCGGGUAGACUCCAGGCGCGACUCAGUAGCAGCGCCAAAGCAUCGUGGGCUUCGCGAUCUGUCAAGGACUCGGUAGUGCUCAUGGACUGGAACACGAAAGAUGCCCAGCCGGCUGCCAAUACAGCAAUUGCAACGCUUCUGGAUAUCCUAAAAAAUUGGGAUCCAGAUGUGACGUACCGCGCUCCCAUUCAAAUUGUUGAGGGCGGCUACGAGUAUUUCAUAAUGAUGUAUCCCACUCACUGCACCAAUCCCAGCGUUCAGGCACCGAAGCAGAACAACAACGACAUUGAAACCAUUGACGAUAUCGAGUAUCCCUCGAUUCAUGACAUCACAAUGAAGGAGGACAUCAGUGCGCGGGAUUUUAAGACACGACCAGACAUCAAUCGGGCCAGCAAGCCAGCAGCACUAAAGACCUAUGAACAGGGCCAGACGAAAGCGGUUAUCGAGGCUAAACCGAUCGCCGAGAUAAUGCGAGAUCAGGAGGAGUUUCUUCAACGAGCAGAGCAAAAUGAUGCGCAGCUGGAAAACGCCUUCGAGCUGUGGAAGCGCCAAACGGCUGAGGGAGAUGCUGCCGAUAACCAAGAACUGCACUACCGGAUUCUGCAAUUGGAGAGCCGACAGCAGGACUUUAUACUGGAAAACAACCGUUUACGUGACGAAGUCACACGCUAUAAGGAACAGCUAAAAACGGAUACCCCACAGAAGAUAUCGUCUAAAGAUGUGGAGGCCACCCGAAACGUCGAAUCUAAGAUUCAGGAACGCCAACGGCUUGACGAGCAGCACGAACUAGAGCGUUUGGAGAGGGAGCGGCAGCUUGCCAUCGCCCGCGAAGCCAAGAAACAUUAUAAGUCACCGCCGCCACCAAGUCCUUUGCCAGUAAAGAGACCCUUAGAUGGCGUACAUGACCUCUCCGAAAGCCUAGAUUCUCUGCUCAAGCUACCCGAAGAAGAAUUGGAUCCUAUCCCAUUGGAUCGUAUCGAAAGACCCACUUUUGAUCGGGCAACGAAACCGCAACAAAAUAAAGCUGUGUCUUCACCGGCGCGGGUCCGUGAUUUCUCACCCGUCAAGGGUCAGAAUGUGGGUCGUGGACUAACUGGUCUUAAAAAUCUGGGAAAUACUUGCUACAUGAACAGCAUUUUACAGUGCCUGAGUAAUACGCCGCAGCUAACCGAGUAUUGCAUUUCGGAUAAGUACAAAAGUUACAUCAGCAGGAGCAAUAGAACAAAUGGACAAGUGAUCGAGGAGGUGGCCGCACUAAUUAAGGAACUGUGGAACGGUCAAUAUAAGUGCGUGGCCAGCCGGGAUUUGAGGUAUGUGGUGGGUCAGUACCAGAAGAUCUUCCGUGGCGUUGACCAACAGGAUUCCCACGAGUUUCUCACCAUACUGAUGGACUGGCUGCACUCGGACCUACAAACGCUGCAUGUGGCUCGCCAGAGGGAAACAAUCAGUGCUUCGGAAAAGGCAUGGCUGGAGUUUACAAAGGCCAAAGAAAGUAUGAUCCUGCAUUUAUUCUACGGUCAGAUUAAGAGCACCGUCAAGUGCGUGGCCUGCAACAAGGAAUCUGCCACCUACGAGUGCUUCUCGAAUCUCAGUCUAGAGCUGCCGCCGAACUCAAAUGUGUGUCAGCUGAACCAGUGCAUGGACAUGUACUUUAGCGGGGAGCGCAUCCAAGGCUGGAAUUGUCCGAACUGCAACACCAAGAGAGAUGCAAUUAAAAAGCUAGAUAUAUCCAAGCUGCCUCCAGUACUAGUAGUGCACCUGAAGCGAUUUUAUGCGGAUCCGGGCAACACAGGUGCCUACAUAAAAAAACAAAACUAUCUGCGUUUUCCAUUGGAUAAUCUGGAAAUGACUCCGUAUAUAGCUCGGGCGGAAUCUCGAGCCGUUACGCCAAAAACUUACCAACUUUACGCCGUUUCCAACCACUACGGCACCAUGGAGGGUGGACACUACACCGCCUUCUGUAAGAGUGCAAACUACGGCAGGUGGUUCAAAUUCGACGAUCAGAUUGUUUCCGCUUUGGACACCUCCAAUGUCGUCUCCAGCGCAGCUUAUAUUCUUUUCUACACCUGGCUGCCACCCAUGCAAAUGUCGCUGUGAAAUAUCUAAAGCAUUACUCCUUCUCA
Molecule: messenger RNA, 2908 nt
Organism: Drosophila ananassae
Lineage: Eukaryota; Metazoa; Arthropoda; Insecta; Diptera; Drosophilidae
Gene: Usp8
Product: ubiquitin carboxyl-terminal hydrolase 8
Exons: 8
Coding region: 183-2882 (899 amino acids)
Biological process (GO): protein deubiquitination
Molecular function (GO): cysteine-type deubiquitinase activity
Source: RefSeq, a predicted model, not a curated record